Messenger RNA from Oikopleura dioica, 414 nucleotides. The record is from the annotation of a GenBank genome assembly. NCBI's taxonomy places the organism in Eukaryota, Metazoa, Chordata, Appendicularia, Copelata, Oikopleuridae.
AUGGUUACAGAUUUUUUUUUCGUCAUCAGCAACCUCACAAAGUUCGGCAACUUCCACUUCAGCGAUUUCGACAUCAGCGACAACAACUACAGCACCAUCCUCCCCAACAUCAAAUACUUCAACUACGAAGUCAACAACAGCAACUCUCCUCACAACAACAACGAAAUGAUCGACGACAUCAUCAUCGAUUCCAGCCAUUACUGGUUGGAUGAAAAUCUAGAAUUCUCAGAACCCGUCCCACAAGAACAUGUAGCGACGUCAGAAAAUAUUGACUGCGACUACUUUGAAGAUGAAGAUGAUCCAAUUGUUUAUUACUUCCAGGCGAAACCUGAUGGCGACUGGAAAGAAUGCAAAGAGCAUGAUUAUAACGAUCACGAGCAUAUCUGCGUUUGCAUGAAGCAUUUAAGCGGAUAG